ACAAUUGCUGCAGAAAUCCAUCGUUCGUCUCGCCAGCUGUGAGCGCUGUGAGCGUUGAAGUCCACCUGUCUCUUUGGAAAAACGUUCCCUGAUCCCCGCCUGUCAACCUGCCAUGGGCAACUGCUGUGGAAGAGAGCAAGCGUUCCAAGGUGAAGGGCGAACGCUUGGUGCAACUCCAGCUGUUGGUGCUACUCCGUCAGCGACACGUGCAAAUCUGCCGGCCGGUACGCAUGUGUCUCGCGGCGGGCGGACCUUAGGAGACAGCACACAAGGUCAAGCACAAAGCGAGACACCUGGCGCAGCGGCUGCCAGAGCAGCGGAGAGGCGGAAAGCGGCGCAAGGAAAGGGAAAUCUGGGAAAACAGCUUGAUGCUCAGAAAGCGCAGACACAGAGCGCCACGCUCGCACAGUCUGCGCGCGAGAAUGUUGCAGCACGGGACGCUGAUGCUGCGAAUAAGUCAUUGAAUUGGCAAUAGGCUCUGUGAAGAAUUAUGAAGUUGCAAGACAUCCAUGGAUGCUAGCGAGACAUAUUUCAAUAGUACCAAGA
Messenger RNA from Dissoconium aciculare CBS 342.82, 546 nucleotides. RefSeq lists its product as uncharacterized. The transcript is spliced from 2 exons. Bases 113 to 475 code for a protein of 120 amino acids. The record is from RefSeq and is a predicted model, not a curated record. NCBI's taxonomy places the organism in Eukaryota, Fungi, Ascomycota, Dothideomycetes, Mycosphaerellales, Dissoconiaceae.